Messenger RNA from Xenopus laevis (African clawed frog), 4199 nucleotides. It is a transcript of the gene suz12, whose product is annotated as suppressor of zeste 12. The record is from RefSeq and is a predicted model, not a curated record. Lineage: Eukaryota; Metazoa; Chordata; Amphibia; Anura; Pipidae. The transcript is spliced from 17 exons. Bases 157 to 2334 code for a protein of 725 amino acids.
GCACGAUGUAGAGCGGGAAGGGGCGGGGUGUAGCGCUGAGGGAGGUAGUGCGCGCCAUUGGGGACAGGCCAGACUGGAGCGCUCCGGGGCCCGGGAUUAUCACUCGUAGUAUCCCGCAUGGCUCCCCCUCUGGUCCGGUCUCAGUAAUUACCCCGUAUGGCCCCUCAGAAGCACGGGGGCAGCUCGGGACCCACCAGCAAAUCCAACGCCACAGCCUCCCUCCUGCCCGUCCGGAAACCCAAGAUGGAGCAGAUCCAGGCGGACCAUGAGCUCUUCCUGCAGGCCUUUGAGAAACCAACACAGAUUUAUAGAUUUUUGCGAACAAGGAAUCUCAUAGCUCCAAUUUUUUUGCACAGAACCCUCACCUACAUGUCGCACAGGAAUUCCAGAUCAAAUGCCAAAAGGAAAAGCUUCAAAGUUAAUGACCUGCUGUUGAAAGUGGAAAAAAUGAAGGGAGAUCAGGAAUCCCACAGUGUAUCCGCUCAUUUACAGCUGACAUUUACUGGUUUCUUCCAUAAAAUUGAUAAGCCAUCGCAAAACUCAGAAAAUGAUCAAAGCUCUGUGACUCUGGAGGUUCUGCUUGUUAAAGUUUGUCACAAGAAACGAAAGGGCAGGUACAAUGAUUCAGUGGCAGUGCAAGCUUCCCCACGCAGUGCUGGUAAUGACCCCAAGCUGGAGGGCCAGCACUUUCUAGGGGAUGUAAACUGUCCCAUACGCCAGGUUCCUACUGGGAAAAAGCAGGUGCCUCUCAAUCCAGAGCUGAACCCAGCAAAACCAUCCAGUUUUCCUUCACUCGCUGUAUCCAGCAAUGAAUUUGAACCCAGCAACAGCCAUAUGGUCAAAUCCUACUCUCUGCUUUUCCGGGUGACCCGUCAGGGGCGAAGGGAUUUCAAUGGAUUAACCAAUGGAGAGACUAAUGAAAACAUAGAUGUCUCUGAGGAGCUUCCAACUCGUAGAAAGCGCAAUUCAUCCAGCAUAGAUGAAGGAGAGAAGACAUUUGUGGCACAGAUGACUGUAUUUGACAAAAACAGGCGCUUGCAGCUACUGGAUGGGGAAUACGAAGUUGCAAUGCAGGAAAUGGAGGACUGUCCUGUAAACAAGAAAAGGGCCUCGUGGGAAACCAUACUGGAUGGAAAGAGGCUGCCUCCGUUUGAAACAUUUUCUCAUGGACCAACCCUUCAAUUUACACUUCGGUGGACAAGUGACACCCCUGAUAAAUCUACUGCCCCUAUUGCCAAGCCUCUAGCCACCCGCAACUCAGAGUCUCUCCCUCAAGAGCAUAAACCUUCAUCUGUCAAACCUGCACAGACAAUUGCUGUGAAGGAAUCCUUUUCCUCUGAUUUGCAAGCCAGAAAGGAACGUGACGUUUCCACUGAACAACGGCAGAAGCUAAGGAUAUUUUACCAGUUCCUGUACAAUAACAACACCAGGCAGCAGACUGAAGCCAGAGAUGACCUGCACUGCCCAUGGUGUACAUUAAAUUGUCGCAAACUCUAUAGUUUGAUCAAACACCUAAAACUCUGUCACAGCAGAUUCAUCUUCAACUAUGUGUAUCAUCCCAAAGGUGCUCGGAUCGAUGUUUCGAUCAAUGAAUGCUAUGAUGGCUCUUAUGCGGGAAAUCCGCAGGACAUUCAUCGCCAACCAGGCUUUGCCUUUAGCCGCAACGGGCCAGUUAAAAGGACUCCAAUCACUCACAUCCUUGUCUGCAGACCAAAGAGGACAAAAGCAAGUAUGUCUGAAUUCCUGGAGUCUGAAGAUGGUGAGGUGGAACAGCAGCGAACAUACAGCAGUGGCCACAAUCGCUUGUAUUUCCAUAGUGACACGUGCCUUCCUCUCCGGCCCCAGGAAAUGGAGGUGGACAGCGAGGAUGAGAAGGAUCCAGAGUGGUUAAGGGAGAAAACCAUAACUCAAAUUGAGGAAUUCUCUGAUGUCAAUGAAGGGGAAAAGGAGGUGAUGAAAAUGUGGAAUCUGCAUGUUAUGAAACAUGGGUUCAUUGCAGACAAUCAAAUGAAUCAUGGCUGCAUGCAAUUUGUAGAGAACUAUGGACCCGAAAUCGUUCAGAAAAACCUGUGUCGAAACUUUAUGCUUCACUUGGUGAGCAUGCACGAUUUCAAUCUAAUCAGCAUCGCAACCAUAGACAAAGCAGUGACGAGAUUGCGAGAAAUCCAACAAAAACUGGAGAAGGAUGUGUGUGUGGCUCCCCCUAGUGAAGAGCCCCCCGAAGAGCCAAACAGAACCACAAACAGCUUCAUGGAAUCGAAUGGAAAAGACCAAGCACUAGAGAAUGAUUGUGUCUCAGGGCCACCCAAACACAGCAAAAAGCAAAAGCCCUGAAGGGAAAAGGUGCACUGAAUGGGGGGUGGGGUGGAUAUGUGAUCCAGCAAAGGGAAUAUCCAAAAGCUCUUGGCUCCCAGGGUUUGUGUGCAAACGAACUAACGGCUAUUAGAAGAGCAAUACCACCUACACCUUUGUAUCUUUAGUAUCUAGCGUCUUCUACACAGUUUAUCAACUUAAUUUAAAGCUCCAAGACUGUUUUAAUAUGACCUGUUUGCAUCAGUGAUCAAUUUCUCCUCCUGCCACUAGGCGUGACUUUAUAUAUAUUUGACUAUAUAUAUAUAUAUAUAUAUAUUUGACUACAGACUGUCCGUUUUUACUUUUGUUAUAUUUUUCCUGUGUUUUUUGCUUCCAGCCUGACUGCUCAGUUUGUCUUUCGCCACAGCACAAUAUUAGUGAAAGACGUAGGCGACAAUAGCACUUGUACUGUGCAUCUUCAUAUCCAAACACCGCUCUGUCAGUCUGUGUUGUACCCCUGGAGGAGAAAGGCACCUUUUCUCUCUAUGCUCUCUUCUAAGGUGCUCCGAGCAGACAUGGGCAUUCGCUCCUGCUGAAGAACUGGAUCUCCUGCCCAAGCUAGCAGGGGAUGCUGGGGUUUGUAGUGUCGUCGUGUCUUUAAGGCCUUGCUUUUCUGUGGAUGCUACACAUUUACAUAAAAGUGUAUUUGAAAGGUUUUCAUCUGCGCAAUGAAUUAGUAUUUGUUAAAGGUAAAACGGAGCUGUAACAAGGUGAUUUCUGACUGACCCCAGAACAGCACAGACCUGAGAAAUAGUCUAUUGUGUGCAAACGGCCACUGUUUCCGUGGCUGCCCACAUGUGAGAGGCGUCUUCCACAAACUGCCACUUGGUAUCUCCCACCAAACUAUCCGGAAUGUUCCUUUUGCAAUGGAAAGUGCAGGGGGUUGCAUGUGACCUGUUACAAAGAUAUUCGCCUUGGAUGACAGAGCUGUUCAUUGUAUAAGAGAUCUGUGAUACCUUUAGUAUGUGUCUGCAGUAUGCAACCUGUCGCAGCAGGACUAGGAUUUGGAGUUUAAUAAUGGCAGGGGCCAUAAACUUGGCCCCCUUUCUCCAAGCCUUUCUGCACUGCCAGGUAGCCCCCCCCCCCAUUCUCCAUAUGUGGCUGUGAGAUAAGUCUGAGCUCCUGCCAGUCACAUCGUUUGCGUUUCCUUUUCUCUGCAUGUUUACAGAAUGGUCUUUACUGGAAAGCUGGCUCCAUUUCUUUUCAUCUGCCCGUCUUCACACUCUUAUUUAUGAAUCAAAACCAUGCUGCUCUUGCUAUUUUACAGGUUACCCACCCAUGAAAGUGAGGCUCCAAGCUUGUUUUAAUUCUCUGUGACUGUGACCAUGAGUUUAUACAACUGUACAGAAAUAUUCCAAUGGUUUUAAAGAUAAAUGUUAAUUGUCAGGCUAUUUAACUAAUUGUGUGGGCGUUUUUUGAUUUAUCAUCGGUAUGAAUACCCUGCCGCUGUUACUUGUGUAAUAGGAAGAAAUAUCGGCUGAUGUUUGUUAGAUGGAUUAGAUUUUCCUGCUAAUUUUCGGUCAUAGUGGCCUCAAUAUAUUCCUCCUUCACUGUGGUCCCCCUAAAGGUUCUGGACAGUGAUUUUUCAGUUUCUUACAAGAUUAAAUUUUUUUUCUGGUUCAGAUCAGGAGCAAGGUGCAUUUUUUUUUUGGCUUUGUUGGUUUGGUUAUUGGGGCAGUCUGUGUGGCACAUGAAUACAAAUGCAGUUUCAGAGCUGGAUUUCAUGCUACACCUGACUGACAUUGUUUGCACAGCUUGUUGGGGUGACACCCUCCCCUACUCCCUUCAUGAAAUUUCGUCUAAUGAACUUGUCAUGUUGUCACUUUCUAAUAAAAGCUGAAAACAUC